AUGAGAAUCAAAUGCAAGCUAGCGGGACAGCCUCAUGGACAGGGUAUAUACAAGCGCAGCCAGCACGCAUUCACCCCUCCAUCGACUCCUUACAGCAGCCGCCUGCAAAUGAAGAGCAGCACGUACGACCCGACUGAAAAGGCCCCUGUUUCCCGUCAACAGCAGUGUCCCUUACCUGGGGACUCAUCGCAGGGAUAUCCCGCAUCCGAGUCAUGGAAUGAUGCGAGCUCGGUCGCACCGCCUGCGUACGAGACGGUGAACGACAGUUCGGGGACGAACCCCUUACAGCGCUUGCCUCCGGCCAGCCUCACCUACCCACACUUCCAGCCCGCUACCCUCGUCAGCGUCAGCGAGAAUCUUCAGAACGGAUUCCCGCUCACGGUCCCUCCGUCUGCCACCAUACCACACCCUUUCGCGCUGCACGACGUGCAUGAGCAAGAUUGGAAAGCGUUCUUGCUUGACGUCCAGGCGGCUGCGCCGUCGACGUCCAACUGCAAGUCGAGGUGUCCAGGGAUGAUGCUUAUGAUGAUACCGGCUGCUGCGAUCGGUACUGCAGGGGCUAGACGCAGGUGUAAUAAGGCAAAGGAAGCUGACGGGCUCAAUCAUGUCCAUGGUACAGUCGACAGCUGGAACAAAUACUUCUUCCAUCCACGCCGCAUGCAUGUAUCCCUCACACAAAACCGAGGCGGCGGUUCCGGACCCGACAUUUCAUCAGACCAUGAGAGCAGCUCGGACAAGCCUGAUGCAGGCGCAUCAAACUCGCUGCUAUCGAAGCGAAAGGAGCGAAGAGAGUCGGGAAGCACCCGUAGGACUGAACGGCCGCAGGAAAUACAGGAAAAGCGUGCGUCGAGGAGGUCCCAGGGCGGAAAAUGGCGCAUUGUGGUCAUGUAUAGGACCGCAAUGUGUGAUUAA
Messenger RNA from Laetiporus sulphureus 93-53, 912 nucleotides. RefSeq lists its product as uncharacterized. Bases 1 to 912 code for a protein of 303 amino acids. Lineage: Eukaryota; Fungi; Basidiomycota; Agaricomycetes; Polyporales; Laetiporaceae. The record is from RefSeq and is a predicted model, not a curated record. The transcript has 3 exons.